Messenger RNA from Guillardia theta CCMP2712, 585 nucleotides. RefSeq lists its product as hypothetical. The annotation marks the transcript as partial. The transcript has 7 exons. Gene Ontology annotation, molecular function: glycosyltransferase activity. Lineage: Eukaryota; Cryptophyceae; Pyrenomonadales; Geminigeraceae. The record is from RefSeq and is a predicted model, not a curated record.
AUUGAUGCAUGGGAUCAGUCUGGUUACACAAAACUGAACAUUUGGAAGUUGACGGAAUUUUCCAAACUAGUCUAUGUCGAUGCUGAUUGUCUGGUGAUGGAAAGUAUUGACGACCUGUUCUCAAGAGAAACAAGAUUCGCAGCAGCUCCUGACACUUUCCCUCCCGAUCGGUUCAAUGCUGGAGUAUUGGUUGUGGAGCCGUCACUAGAGGUGUUUGAAGACAUGAUCAGCAGGAUUGGCGUGAUGCAUUCCUACGAUGGUGGCGACACAGGGUUCUUGAACAGUUACUUUCACGACUGGUUUACCAUGGGCGAGGCAAGUCGCCUUCCAUUCAGAUACAACGCUCUCCGCACCAUGUACUGGCUGACGCAGAAGAAACCAGGGCAGCCAGCGGGAUACUCGUACUGGAAUGCAGUCGGAGCAGUCCGGUGCCUGCACUUCUGCUCGUUUCCCAAGCCCUGGGACCAGAGACUCCAGGCGCCCAAGGGAGAGCUGGAGCAGAAGUGGUGGGUAGCCUUUGCUGAAUGUCAGCUCAUGCUCAGAAUCAAGGGUGUGAGUACCCCAACUCUGAAGAAGCAAGGAUGA